CUAUUGCAGUCACGAAACUUUGUCAUCCACUACAUUCAUCUGCUUUGCUUUAUAUCUACUCUUACUUGCUUUUAACUUGCUCGCAUCAGUCUCUUAUCAACCAUGAAUUUUAAUGUCAACGAUAAUCCUCUUCUCGUCGCUCCCCGUCCCGUUCGCAUCACCACCCACCUUGCUCGUUCUACACAUUUCAAACUUGUCGCUUCUCAAGUUGAUCAUGUAAAGCUGUCCGAAGACGCUGAAAACGUCGACGAGUACAAACAGCCCGCCCGUAUCGACUCGGUUUCGUCCGAUAAGGAUCUCUCCUCUCCGCGUGCAUCACCUCGGUCCAGCCUUCCAUCAGAAGCGCUUGAAGAGUUCCUGUCAAUCUGCAUGGGCUGGAAAUGCCCAUCAUCUCCUGUAUUGCGAUCACGUCGUAACGGUACCAUGCCGUUGCCCACAUUUGGCCUCCCUUACAGGUCUAGGAGCAGAGUAGAUUUUAUUCACACCAAGGGUGACAUCUCCAGCAUCACACUCACCGAAGAGAGUGAAUGGGUCCCUCGCACACGAUCUCCUCAAACCCUUUAUGAGCGAGACGAGCUUGAGAACCUUGACAUUCAAGACCUCGACACCCAAAGGUGGAACGUAGCCCACACUCUCUCAUCUCCAAUAUCUCGUGCGCGCAAUCCAUUUUUACGCCACCCUUCUUAUGACAUCGCCCUUUCUGGCAUCUCGAAUUUUUCCCAAUCAUCCCCUCCGAUCACUUCGGCAACGGCAACGCCUAUGUCUCCUGCGACUGUCCCUCUUCCUGUUCCAACCCCUGAUGAGUUGGUCAAGGUUUACUGAAUCCUGCCCUCUAUCGCAGUAAUCCUCGUCUCGUCGUCCUGUCGUUACUCCGUUAUAUAUGCUUUAGACCAGUUCUCCGAUUACAUUAAAGAUACCACUUUUGAUUUGUUGGUCUACUCUUCCAUCGCACUACUACUCUAUCUUGUUUCACCACAUACUUAUAUUCCACAUCGAUGCCCCCUCUAGUUCUUUCGCUUUGCCUACGUUCAUUACCAUGUUAUUUAUACAUCACGAAGGAUCAUUUCCAAGUUUGUCUUCACUUGCUUUUCAUGUGUUACCCGGUGUGCGUCAGUCCUUCUAGGAAGGAACUCUCAGCACAAUCGCAUUGUAUACUACUCGAAUUCCCGUUGAUUUCUGUAUCAGAGAGUUCGCUAGAAAAAAAAAGUCUUGUUGUCUAUCA
Suillus discolor is the source of this 1222-nucleotide messenger RNA. RefSeq lists its product as uncharacterized. The record is from RefSeq and is a predicted model, not a curated record. The coding region runs from base 103 to 822 and encodes 239 amino acids. Lineage: Eukaryota; Fungi; Basidiomycota; Agaricomycetes; Boletales; Suillaceae. The transcript is spliced from 4 exons.